AUGAGGAAGUUCCAGUCCUUCGCUGCGCUCGUAGCGCUUAGCCUUUCUUACACCCACCCCGUCGCCGGUGCCAUUGGCCCCGUCGCGGACAUGACGGUUACCGAUGAUAACAUUUCUCCUGACGGCUACUCUCGCGCCGCUGUGUUGGUGAACGGUGUAUUCCCUUCCCCCCUCAUCACCGGGAACAAGGGCGACAACUUCCAACUCAACGUCAUCGAUAAUUUGACUAACGACACCAUGUUGACCGCGACCACUAUUCACUGGCACGGGUUCUUCCAGAAGGGGACUAACUACGCUGACGGUCCUGCGUUUGUCAACCAAUGUCCCAUCUCGAAGGGCAACUCCUUCUUGUACGACUUUACGGCCACAGACCAGGCAGGUACUUUCUGGUACCAUAGCCACUUGUCGACCCAGUACUGUGACGGUCUCCGUGGCGCCUUCGUCGUGUAUGACCCCAACGACCCUCACGCGUCACUGUACGACGUGGAUGAUGAGUCUACGGUUAUCACGCUCGCGGACUGGUACCACACUGCGGCUCGUCUCGGCCCUCGCUUCCCGCUCGGCGCUGAUACAGUCCUCAUCAACGGUAUCGGCCGCUUUACAGGUGGUGACGCAGUCGACCUAGCGGUGAUCUCAGUCACUCAGGGGAAGCGUUACCGUUUCCGCCUCGUAUCCAUCUCAUGCGACCCCAACUUCACCUUCUCCAUCGACAACCACAACUUGACCAUCAUCGAGGUCGACGCCGUCAACCACCAGCCGCUCACUGUGGACGAGAUUCAGAUUUUCGCCGGGCAGCGCUACUCGUUCGUUCUCACCGCCGACCAGGCAAUAGACAACUAUUGGAUCCGCGCGCUACCGCAGAUCGGUACUGUGAGCUUCGACGGCGGCGUCAAUUCGGCUAUCCUGCGUUACGACGGGGCGGCUGCAAUCGAGCCCACCACAAACCAGACUGGCGGCAGCAACCCGCUCGUCGAGGCCAACCUCGUCCCUCUCGAUAACUUGGCUGCUCCUGGCUCGGCUGUAGUGGGUGGUGUCGACUGGGCCCACAGUUUCGAUUUCUCCUUUAACGGUACUGAGUUCUUCAUUGACGGCACCCCCUUCGUCUCCCCCAGUGUUCCCGUCCUGCUCCAGAUCUUGUCAGGUGCCCAGAGCGCGUCGGACCUCCUCCCCAGCGGCAGCGUCUUCUCACUCCCUUCGAACUCGACGAUCGAGCUCUCGUUCCCCCUCACCGCCACAAACGCCCCCGGCGGUCCCCACCCCUUCCACCUUCACGGGCACACCUUCUACGUCGUCCAGAGCGCCGGCCAGACCGAGCCCAAUUACGUCAACCCUCCCCAGCGCGAUGUCGUGAGCACCGGUACUGCAGGGGACAACGUCACCAUCCGCUUCACGACCAACAACCCCGGCCCGUGGUUCCUCCACUGCCACAUCGACUUCCACUUGGAGGCUGGCUUCGCCGUCGUCCUUGCCGAGGACAUCCCCGACGUGUCUUCCGCGAACACUCCGACCACGGCUUGGGAGAAUCUGUGUCCCACCUACUCCCAGGUGUACCCCAGCGGUCUCUGA
Molecule: messenger RNA, 1566 nt
Organism: Dichomitus squalens LYAD-421 SS1
Lineage: Eukaryota; Fungi; Basidiomycota; Agaricomycetes; Polyporales; Polyporaceae
Gene: Dslcc4
Product: laccase
Exons: 6
Coding region: 1-1566 (521 amino acids)
Molecular function (GO): oxidoreductase activity; copper ion binding
Source: RefSeq, a predicted model, not a curated record